Calliphora vicina (urban bluebottle blowfly) is the source of this 5946-nucleotide messenger RNA. It is a transcript of the gene ana3, whose product is annotated as anastral spindle 3. Gene Ontology annotation, cellular component: ciliary basal body; centrosome; centriole. The transcript is spliced from 2 exons. The record is from RefSeq and is a predicted model, not a curated record. Gene Ontology annotation, biological process: ciliary basal body organization; centriole replication; centriole-centriole cohesion. Bases 1 to 5925 code for a protein of 1974 amino acids. Lineage: Eukaryota; Metazoa; Arthropoda; Insecta; Diptera; Calliphoridae.
AUGACGUCCAUAAAAAUAGAUAGAGAAUCUUUAAAUAAACUAAAUCACGAAUCAAUAGAAAUUCGUCUACGUACAUUAGAACAGCUUUCAUCAAAAUUACAUCGAGCGCUGGCGCUUAAUGGAACUAUUGAAUUCAAGCCUGGAGAUUUAUGUAAACAAUUAAUACGUUGGUUUGGUUUUCUGCCCAUACAACAGCCUCUAAAAGUGUUAAAUUUGUUACAGUCUAUAUUGGAAUCUCCAAAAUAUGGAUCCAAAGCUGUUGACAAAUUGGGAUCAGAACGAUUGAUUAAAGAAUUAAGAAAAAUCCAAACUUUAUUCGACGACCAUAGUUCAGAACAUAAAGUUAUUAGUAAAAUGAAAGAACUUUUAAAAAAUCAAAGACUACCAGAAGACAAGACUGAAAUUAGGAAACAUUCAGAUGAAUUGGAAGAAUUAAUUCAAUCCGCUAGCAAUAUGAAAAUCGGUGGCGAAAUAGGAGAAUAUAACUUUAAAGAUUAUGAAAUUCCAUGGUCUCUUCCAUCUCCUUCAGAUUAUACUUCAAUGAAGUUUUUAUCAGACAUUUUAAUAAAUAAAUUUGCUUCAACCACAGAAAUUGAAAAUGCUAUACAGCACUUACAACUAAUCAUGUUCGAUUAUCCAGCGGAGUAUUUGUUGCAGGCACCACAUAUAUUUCAGAAUCUUUUAAAAACUUAUGAUGAGCGCAACAAUGAAAUUCAACCUAUUGUUGUCGACGUGGUGGCAAGAGCCUUGUUGCAAUUUCUUAUUAUUUUAGAAAAGCGUUUAAAAAUUUUAAGAAAAUCGACGACAUAUCAAGAAAAUAGGAGUGAACAAAAAACUAACCAAACACCUUGCCAACUCAAGUUUGAAAAAGCCUUAACUGCACUUUUCGAUGCUAGCGUUUUUCAUUUGGAAUCGCAUUCAGCUCAAGGCAAUGUAUCGCCAUGUGUGUGGCAGAUAAUUUUUAUGGUGUUACAGCUAAUAGAAGAAGUCAAUAGGGAUGUGGAAAUUUUAUGCUUGUAUAAAAUAGCAUCUAUUGUAGCCAACCUAAGUAUCAAGUUCGCGGAGACAGAACAUUGUGCUCGCCUUCGUCUACACCAAAUGUUAUUAAUAUUUAUAUUACAAGAUGUUGCACGGGUGAUUACAGUUCGAAAUCCACUGAAAGGAGUUGAGGUUUUUGAACCUAUACUGCGAGAUUAUACUAUGAAAAGCUUUUAUAGUACCCGCCAUGAAAUUAUAGAAGCACUUGUACUAAAAGCUGAUAAGUCCCUAAAUCAAAAGUAUCAAAUUCUGAAAUUAUACGAGGGGUCAUUCGAGACAUCUAUAGAAAUGUUAAUAAAUAGAUCAAAUAUGUCUUGUAGUGAGCUGAUUAAAGAAGGCAAUUCUGUAUGCACUGUUUUAGAUAUGUUGCAGAGUAAACAGUUAAUUGAUAUACUAUUCGGUGCAGUUGUCCAAGGUAUUCCCCUUUAUGCAACAAAUGUUCAACUGAAAGCACAAUCUAUUGAACUAUUAUUGAAAUUAUUAAAUCUUACUUUUAUGCCAUUAAAAAUACACUUAUAUGAAAAACUCAGUGUAGCAUUUAAAAGACACAUUGGUUGCCUAAUGACCGGUGAACGUUAUGCUGUGGAGUGCUCGAACGCGGACCUUUUAAAGGCACAUAUAGUUGGUGUACCUUUAAGUACAGAACUUUUGUUGCAAUUUGUUCACGAUAGUUUUGAGAGUUCUUGUGAUCAAAUUCAAAGUAAUUGCUGCAAAAUCUUGGAACUUUUAUUGCAAUCACAAACUUUAUUUGGUACAAAUUGGUGGAGUCUGUUGCCCAUCGUAGUGCCUUUACUGCCAUUGCUUAACUGUUGUACUCUUUCUGAAAAGAUGAUGGACUUGCUUCUUAAACUUUACGAUCCCGAUUUAAGGCAGCUGCCUUAUGUCAGCGUUUUGCAAGGCAAUUUGGGAUUUUUAUUUCAUUCGAACGCAGAUAGACGUUCGGAAGCUCUAACUCGAUUAAUAUAUACACUAAACAGUUUAAAAGAUGCUGAAAAGUAUGAGCCAAAUCUUAUUGAAAUUAGCGACACAUUACCCAAUGAUAUUUGCCUCCAAAAUACAGCUCGGGAAUAUAGAAACAUUUUUAGCGAUCGUUUACCAGUAAGAUGCGAUGUCGUGGCAUCUUUGAACAAUUUACUGGAUUUGUUGGAUUCGCCAGAUGUAGAACCGUUAAUACGCAAAACUAGCUUAAUGCAAAUAAACGUUUUGUGUUGUAAUUGGCGCAUAACUGCCGAACUAUGCAGUGUUGGCGCCUGCUACUUAAUACUGAAGGCUAUAGAGAAUGCUUUGCAGAAGUCAUCUGGAUUAGAUUAUCCAGAUGCUGCUGUUCCGGCCAUCAGCAUUUUAAAUAAAAUAAUGCUGUACGAUGCAUCAGUUCGCUGUGAAUUAGCCGAAACUCCAAAUAUUUAUGUAUUACUUGUGAGGGCCCUUAUGAUGUUCCAUCACGACAUUCAACUUCGUCAGGAUGCAACAAUGUGCUUAUUUCAGUUGCUCUUUUCUGCACAGCUAAUAUCUACGGAGAAUUGCAUAGAAGGACCUUUCAUAUUGGGCAAUAUCCAAAUACCACUGAAUAUAAACUUGCGUUCAGCUUUAACUAAUAAAAUUCAGCAGGAGCCAGAAAAAUUGUCCUCAAUGUUUGCUAGUGCACUGGAAGAAACUCAAUAUUGGCGAAUGGUAGUAGCAUCCACUUAUUGCGGAGGUCUUGCUAAUAUUACACAAAAAACGUUACCUUUGCUAGCACAACUGGAUGUUAGAAAGGAUCUUAAAUUAACCAGUCAAGAUGUUCGUCUCAUUCGUGCUACUCAACCUGGUGUGUCAAUCAAUCGUUUGCUCAACGCAGCUAUCAAUGCAACAGAUCAUAGAUCACUAAUCCAAGCUUUUCAACUUCUAAAACAACAAUUGAUAGUACCUACACUUAAGGAUACUUUUUCUGUGAAUGACGAGUUUUGCUUGCAACUGAACAUUAUGUUGAAGAGGUAUUUACAAAUGCCACCAGGCAAUAACAACGAUUUAGAAUUAUACGAAAAUUUACUUGAUGUUACAAACAUAAUUUUUGAAAUUCCACUGCUGCUGGUGGUUUUAGAGAUUUUUAAAAUUCUGAUUAAAGAUCCCCGUCAUGCUCUAGUUGCGAUGAUCACUCAACGUGAAGAAAUUCCUUUACGAAUUUUCCACAAAAUUACAACGCUCCUAAAACACCUUGUAAAUGAACAUAAACACGUAUGUGAAACGCAUUUCAAUGCAUCCGAAUGUAGCACUUUCUAUAGCAAUUUGUUUGAUCUGUUUAUUGAGCGUUGCUUGCAAUUAUUUGAAAUACGCGAUUUGCAGCGUGUCCGCUGUUUGCUGUCCCUUAUUGUAGCUAUGAGUUCAUGUCAGCUGGAUAUGCCAGAUCAGUUACUAUUUUUCUACUGUCGUCGCUUUGCUCAACUGUCGUUGGCUUUGAAAUCAUUCACCCAAACUGGUGCUCAAUGGCACCGAGAUUGUUUUCUGGCCAUUUUACAAUUAUGUAAUCAAAUGGAGAAUCCCACAGAGAAUUUUCGUCUGACUGCAGGCUUUGUAAAGUAUUUAAGUGGUUUAUGUGGACACAAUGAUGUUGAAGUGCGAACAUUGGCAUGGAGCAUAUUAAAUGUUAGUGCAAAAACAAAAGCUCUUGAGAUCUCAGGAACAGAACGAAAAAGUUCGGACAUAUCUGGUACUGAUCUACUGGUAAGCGAACUCUCUUAUUUGCCCGGCGGAUUUAUGGCCUGUUGCCUUAGCACAUUGUUGGAUGCGGAGGAAGCCAUAUGUGUUCGCCACAUGGCUGGUCAAUUAAUGGCCACUUUGAUUCGUUCUCAGGAGCAAGUGGAAGAAAUCGAAAAACUGGUUGAACAACACAAUUUUACACGUUCAGCCACAGAAGCACUCACUUUGACUGUUUGCAUACUUGAGAAGGAAUUGCCAAUUGACUUGGAUGCAUCCACAACCAAUGUGACUACAUAUGAGCUUAUCAGCUGUUAUUCACUAAUAUGUAUUGAACUAUCGCUUCGAUCUCCUGACUUUCUCAAAGAACUGUGUACGAGAUCACUUAUGUUCAAAUUAUAUGAAAUACUUAAACUGCCUCCGCCAGUAUCCAAACAUAUUGGGUAUUUAAAUAUGAUUGGCCACAUAUGCCAGUUAUAUACGAUGUGUUACUCCAAUAAUUUUGUUUUCCUGCAACGUACCAUUUGUCGUGAUGCUGUAUGGCUUAGUAGUUUUUGUCAAAUAUUGUUUGGAAUUGUAGCGCCAUCUGAAGAAAUUUACAAUAUUAUUAACAUGCUGCAGUUGUUAUUGGUGUUAUGUAAAGAUUCAACAGCAUUGGAACUGCUUUCGAUUAAGCUGCAGGACUAUAGCGCUGAUAUUGUUAAUCUAUUUCAAGAUGCUCUCAUCGCUAAGAAUCUCAAUACACGUCUACAAGGUUGCUCACUAUCUGUAUUAAAUAUUCUCUUGAUAAAAUCUCAACCUGAAAUCGAUAAGGAUCUAAGUAUUCACAUUCAAACUCUGUUCGAGAGUGAACGUGUUUUAAUCAAAUCAAUAAGAUGUAACGAUGAUUUUGAAAGUGAUAAUAAGGAAAAUAAUGAGAACAUAGGAAAGGAAAAGAUCAAUAAAAAAUUCAAUGAGAAUAUUGUGAAGGAUAAUAAACUGAACAUUGCUGCAAAUAAAAUUGAAAAAUCCUCGAUUUCGGAGCAUUUGUGUAUAUCAUUAAUACGACUUUUUACACACCUUUAUCCGACUAAAGUGUGUAAAUUUUCCACGCCUCCUAAUGCAAACCAGCAACAUGUUAUCGAAACAUUAGCCCUACUUUUAAAGCAAUCCCCGGUUGCGCAGGAAACAGCACAAAAUCUCAAAUUGCAGGUUAAAGUUGUAAAGAUUUUCAAAAAUUUUCUAGAUGAAUUUGCGACAACGUCUUGCACGACAUAUGUAAAACGGAACGGGGAGAAAAAGAAGAUGGCGGUUAUAAAAAAUAUUCAACUCUUGCUAAAACUAUUGAUCAGUUGGUACUCGUCGGCAACAAUGAUGAUUACGGAUAAUGUUUUAGCAGUGGAUUAUAGUAAAAUUCUAAUUCAAAUAUGGCCUUGGUUGGCCCAUUCGAACGAUUUGAAAUUAACAGUUUUGCAAGUCUGUGCAUUUUUGAGUGAGCGCUCGCUUGUUGUUUGUAAACAGUUUUCUUCUCUCAAUAAUGUUUCGUUUCCACAUUCCGUUCUUCAGUUGGUUGCAAAAAUGAUGACUGCCGAUACAUUAAAAAUCAAAGCGAACAGCACCGACUGCAGUCAACUUAUUUCCGCUGGCCUACGGGUUUUGAUUAACUGUUGUUCAUGUAUAGAAGGAAGAACUGCUCUUAAUAAGAUCCACGCAUUGGAUAUAUUUGACAGUCUUCACCCAUUCAAUCCUAAGGCCACACAAUUAAAAUUGGAUAUUGUAAUCGCAUGGCUUGAAUUUUGGGAAUUGUUUUCUCGUUAUGAUGAAGGAGCAUCAUCGCAUCAUUUAAACGCUUUGUGUUCCGUUGUAAAUAAGUCGACACCAAGCUGUGCUCGACGUAUAAUAUCAUUGCGCAUUUUACGUAAUAUGGCUUUUUUAAAUAGCAAUCGGUCCACGCUUAUAACAUCAACCGAUUUUAUUUUUACCGUUAAUGAGAUUGUGUCACAACCAAUUAAAAGUUCCGUCGAAGAACAGUUUAUUGUGUGUGUGGCUCUAUGGAAACUAAUUUCAGGAGGCAUAAAGUUUGUCGCUAUGAUUCGUGGUACUAAAUUAGCAAAGCAUCUGAGGUUGCUGAAGGAAAAUCUCACAUGCACAGAAGACGAAAAUGAUGAGACCAUAGAAUAUUCCAAUGAUUUAUUAAAUGUUCUGAAUGUUAUGUUUAAGAUAUUUAAUAAUUAAAAUGUAUGUCAUUGAAAUAUA